AUGGCUACAUCCAAGACGCGAGUUCUGGCAGGCAAGAAGGUUGUCAUCAUCGGCGGCUCUUCGGGCUUGGGCUUUGCCGCCGCCUCAGCCCUGAUUGAAGAAGGCGCUUCGGUGGUGAUUGGUAGUUCGUCUGCUGCCAAGGUGUCUGCAGCCGUAGCGAAGCUGAGCGAUCCAUCGACGCAGUUCAACGCGGACGCUUCCCGCGUCUCGGGCUAUACGGUGAACCUAUCUGGUGCAGCGGCUGAAUCGUCUCUGCGCGAGUUCUUCACCCGAAUCGGUUCAUUCGACCACCUGAUCCACACCGCCGGCGACACGCUUCGAAUGAAGCCGCUUGACGAAUGGGACUACGCCUCGCUGGUGGAAGCCGGAGACGUUCGAUACUUUAGCGCCAUCCUUGCGGUGAAAAUCGCCACUGCCAAUCCGAACUUGCUCCGUCGCAACGCGGGUGGAAGUAUCGUGCUUACCACGGGUGCAGUUGCGCAAAAACCCAUGCUCAACUGGAGCGCAGUGGCUGGUUAUGCAGCUGCACUCUACGGCCUCACCCGUGGCCUCGCCCUCGAUCUAGCGGAUAAGGGCAUCAGGGUGAAUUGCAUUUCACCGGGACCGGUCGAGACCGAGUUGUGGAGUGGAAUCCCCGACGAACAGAGAAAGGCAAUGCUCGAUGAAAUGGGCAGCAAGCUGCUUACGGGAAAGAUCGGCCAACCGGAAGAAGUGGCGCAUACGUACGUGUAUCUGCUCAAGGACACCAACCAGACCGGCCAGAUCAUCAAUACCGACGGUGGAUCCACCCUCACCGACCGUCCGCAGUAA
This is a messenger RNA of Moesziomyces antarcticus, 810 nucleotides long. RefSeq names its product short-chain dehydrogenase. Gene Ontology annotation, molecular function: oxidoreductase activity. The record is from RefSeq and is a predicted model, not a curated record. Bases 1 to 810 code for a protein of 269 amino acids. The transcript has a single exon. Lineage: Eukaryota; Fungi; Basidiomycota; Ustilaginomycetes; Ustilaginales; Ustilaginaceae.